Mus musculus (house mouse) is the source of this 2961-nucleotide messenger RNA. RefSeq names its product growth arrest specific 1 (gene Gas1). Gene Ontology annotation, cellular component: plasma membrane. Gene Ontology annotation, molecular function: protein carrier activity. The coding region runs from base 425 to 1579 and encodes 384 amino acids. The record is from RefSeq and is marked validated. NCBI's taxonomy places the organism in Eukaryota, Metazoa, Chordata, Mammalia, Rodentia, Muridae. Gene Ontology annotation, biological process: negative regulation of mitotic cell cycle; regulation of cell cycle; positive regulation of smoothened signaling pathway. The transcript has a single exon.
AGCCGGGCUCCGCGGAUCCGCUCCCCAAGCUCCGGGUCUCGGAGCAGAGAAACGCUCCGAGUUUCGGGGUCCUCCCUGCGCCUGGCGCCCAGAACUUCCCGGAGCGCGGCCCAGACCGGGGUAGAGGGGGAGGGGACCAAGCGUCCUGGCCGCGGGAAGGCGGGAUGCCAGAGCUGCGAAGUGCUACGCGCCGCUGAGCCGGGAACCGAGGAGCCGCCGGCCGCACGACUGUCUGCAGGCGCCUAGCACCAUGCACCCCCGGCGCCGCGCGCUCCUGCAGCUUCGCCGCGUCCCCCCGGAACGGCACUGAGCGCCUCCAACCGUCUACCGGACCCGGACCUGCGUCGCCGCGCUUCUCAGGGAGCCCCGGCCGCGGUGCCGGAGCGAACACCCGCCUUUACCAGCCGCGGGGCCGCCGGCAUGGAUGGAUGAGGACGCCCAUGCCAGAAGUGCGCGGAACUCGGACAAACUUUUCCAGCGGCCCCGCGGCCGCCACCCGAGCCUCGUCUCCGCUCCGCACCGCGUCCGGCGGCCGCUGCUGCCCGCGAUGCUAGCCGCGCUGCUGGGCGGCGCCGGGGCCCGCACGGGGACCUUGCCGGGCGCCUUGCUGUGCCUGAUGGCGCUGCUGCAGCUGCUGUGCUCGGCACCGCGGGGCUCGGGGCUAGCGCACGGCCGCCGCCUCAUCUGCUGGCAGGCGCUGCUGCAGUGUCAGGGCGAGCCCGACUGCAGCUACGCCUACAGCCAGUACGCCGAGGCUUGUGCGCCGGUGCUAGCGCAGCGCGGCGGGGCUGAUGCUCCGGGGCCCGCCGGCGCCUUCCCCGCCUCGGCCGCGUCCUCGCCGCGCUGGCGCUGCCCGAGCCACUGCAUCUCGGCGCUUAUCCAGCUCAACCACACGCGCCGCGGGCCCGCGCUGGAGGACUGCGACUGCGCGCAGGACGAACACUGCAGGUCCACCAAGCGCGCCAUCGAGCCCUGUCUGCCGCGCACCAGCAGCGUGGGCCCGGGCGCGGGAGCGGGCUCGGUCAUGGGCUGCACUGAGGCCCGGCGGCGCUGCGACCGGGACAGCCGCUGCAACCUGGCGCUCAGCCGCUACCUGGCCUACUGCGGCAAGCUUUUCAACGGGCUGCGCUGCACAGACGAGUGCCGCGCGGUCAUCGAGGACAUGCUGGCCGUGCCCAAGGCGGCGCUGCUCAACGACUGCGUGUGCGAUGGGCUGGAGCGGCCCAUCUGCGAAUCGGUCAAAGAGAACAUGGCCCGCCUGUGCUUCGGCCCAGAUGCGAGCAACGGUCCGGGCAGCAGCGGCUCGGACGGGGGCCUGGACGACUACUACGACGAAGAAUAUGACGACGAGCAGCGCGCUGGGGCCGCGGGCGGCGAGCAACCCCUGGACGACGACGACGGCCUUGCGCGCCCGGGCGGCGGCGCUGCUGCGGCGGGCGGCCGCGGAGACUUGCCCCACGGUCCCGGGCGCAGGAGCAGCAGCAGCGGCAGUGGAGGCCACUGGGCGAAUCGAAGCGCCUGGACCCCGUUUGCCUGUUUGCUGCUGCUGUUGCUCCUGCUGCUCGGGUCACACUUGUAGCUCCUGCGCCCCUGCUGCAGGCUGCUCCAGGCCGGUAUGCACGACCCAGCUGGUUCCCGAGCAGGGCACCUGUGGCUCGGAGACCGGAGAUGGUCGGGAACACUGACCCACACUCUUCCUGGGUGGACAGGGCCCAGCUCGUACCGCAGCCAACAUGUUCGGCCCUCUUCUGUGCGGUUUUCCAGGCUGCAGAGAUAACCGGCUGAUCUAUACUGCCAGCUCUAAUCUGCAGAAUUCGGGACACCCUGCAAAAGCAAAGGAGGCCUAGACUCAGAGUGCUGAACGGUGGGGGUCUUUCAAGUUCCAAUGGACUUGGAGAAGGGAUGUUGAGGGAAUUAGGUUUGCAAAGGGGCCGGGUUUUUAUUUGUCUGUUUGUUUUGUUUUUAAACUGUUUUCCGGUGAGGGAACACAUAGUACUGGUAACGACUUAAAUUGCUUGUGACCACUGAGAAACACAGCAAUCGUAAGUAAAUAGAAAAGUUCCCCUUACCGAUUCAUUCCUGUGCUCUUGGUGUAUCUAUCCAUCGGUAAUGCUCAGUGUGGAGCUGGCGAUUGCCUUUGGGGGGGGGAGGGGCUUCCCCGAAAUUACAACUGCAUUAUAUUCCUAACCCUUCACCUUUAAUUUUCCUGCCACCAUUCUGAUCCCUCUGCACCACGUGUCUUAGAAUUAAGGAUCCAAAAGAAGAAAAAAAGUUACCAUGGUGUUGAACAAUGCAUGUUUUUUAUCCUAAAGCUCGGUACUGCCAUCUAGGAAAACCUCUAUGAUGUUUGUUCUGUUGUCCUUUUUUUUUUUUCCCUCCACCAAGAAAUUCUAAAUUUGAAUAUGCAGAGAUUGAAUAUUACCUCUGCCCCUAUCAGGGUCUUCCACCCUGGUACGUCGUAUAUAAACUGUAUUAAAACUGGGGUUUCUUACCAGUUGCUGUACUUUGUAUAUAGAAUUUUUUAUAAAUUGUAUGCUUCAGAAAAUAAUUUAUUUUUAAAAAAAGAAAUUAAAAGUUUUAAAUCUGCAUCAUUGUUGUAUCUCCCCUAUCCAAGAAAUGUAUAGAAUACAUUGGUCAUGAGGAAUCCACUCCUGCAGCCCAUCCAAGAAAUGUAUAGAAUACAUUGCUCACCAGGAACCCGCUCCCGCAGCCCAUUUUGAAAUGUGCCCUGUGUAGAAGAAUGUACAGUGUAUUUUACAGAUUUGAAGUAACGUUCUUAUUUUCAAGAGAAUUUAUGGACAUUGUAGAAAUGUAUAAAUGCAUUUCCAAACUGCCUUAAACAUUGUAUUUUUAUAGACAUCAUUUUUUUAAAUCCCGUGUUUAAAAAAAAAAAACUAUGACUUUGUGUAUUUUUGGUUGUUUUAUUAAAAAUGCACACACCAGUAAAGAGUUUAAACAGUG